AUUUUGUUUCUGGUUUCUUCGCCCUCUCUUCUUUGCCUCUCUUUCUUGCUUUCUUCUGCCUCUAAUCUCUCAUGGUAAAUCAUGUCCAACAUUGUGAUUCUAUCAAUGUUAGUCCCAGGAAGAGAAACAUCUUUCCUGCUCUUGUUCACCUUUACAAAACAUUAGUAACGAAAUGGGGCCGUCGUCAUAAGAAAUCAUCUUCCGACGAAGAACCAAACAACAUUGUUCAAGAAUCUUUCCAGGAAUUUGAUAGAGAUAAAAAGGAUCAGAAAGAAGCAAUGAAUGGAGGCCACAGCUUUAGAUACAAUGGAGAAAAUAUUGGAGGGGAAGGGUUCGUGAAGCAUAGGAGCAUGGAUAAUUUCUUCUCUUCUUCAUUCUCGAGAACCGGAAGCCGGAGUCAUCCCGACCCUACUCCGAGCACCAGCCGCUGCCAGAGCAGUACUCCAAUCUUGUUUUCAAAUUCUACAGGACUAGUGAAGCCUCCGCCAAUCGAGAAGGAACUGGAGUGUACGCUGGAGGAAUUGUGCUUCGGAUGCAAGAAGAGAAUCAAAAUAACAAGAGAGGUCACUACAAAAUCCGGGGAAGUAAUUCAAGAAGAGGAAAUGUUAACGAUAAAAGUGAAGCCAGGAUGGAAGAAAGGAACAAAGAUAACAUUUGAGGGAAUGGGGAACGAGAGACCUGGAUCAUUGCCGGCGGACAUAAUCUUCGUGAUUGCCGAGAGAAAACACCAUCUUUUCCGAAGAGAAGGUGACGACUUGGAGCUGGCAGUAUCCAUCCCUCUAGUUAAGUCCCUUACUGGCUGCACCAUCCCCAUCCCAUUACUUGGUGGAGAAAAAACAGACAUAACAAUAGAAGACAUCAUCCAUCCUGGGUACCAAAAGAUCAUUUCCGGGGAAGGGAUGCCGAACCCUAAAGAACAAGGAAAGAGAGGAGACAUGAUAUUGGUCUUCCUGAUUGAAUUUCCAACAGAACUAACGGCUGAACAACGAGCAGAUAUUGUUGGCAUUUUGGAACAUUCUUGUGAUGAUUAAUGUGGUACAGUUUCUGUAGGAAAACGUUAACACUGUGUUCCAAAACAAUACAUAAAAUCAUCAUCUCUGUAAUUUGCAGCUGAAAUGGUGAAGUAUAGUUGUUAGAAUUAAGGAUUAAAUGAAUU
Rubroshorea leprosula is the source of this 1156-nucleotide messenger RNA. The record is from the annotation of a GenBank genome assembly. Lineage: Eukaryota; Viridiplantae; Streptophyta; Magnoliopsida; Malvales; Dipterocarpaceae.